This is a messenger RNA of Vombatus ursinus (common wombat), 7292 nucleotides long. RefSeq names its product Rap guanine nucleotide exchange factor 2 (gene RAPGEF2). The coding region runs from base 110 to 5197 and encodes 1695 amino acids. The record is from RefSeq and is a predicted model, not a curated record. Lineage: Eukaryota; Metazoa; Chordata; Mammalia; Diprotodontia; Vombatidae. Gene Ontology annotation, biological process: positive regulation of ERK1 and ERK2 cascade; small GTPase-mediated signal transduction. Gene Ontology annotation, molecular function: protein binding; guanyl-nucleotide exchange factor activity. The transcript has 30 exons.
CGGGCGGACGGAUCGAGAGACGGAGGAAACGUUUGAGCCUGAGCGGGGCCGGAGCGAAGGUCUGCUGGUGCUGGGAAGAACAGCCCCAGCCCGGCCCCGCAGGGGGGAGAUGGCGUCCUACGUGGAUAACAGCUUCCGCCAGGCGGUGAUGAAGAACCCAGCCGAAAGGAGCCCCCAGGAUCUGGAAAUAGUGUAUUCCUAUUUACAUGGAAUGGAAGCUUUGUCUAACUUGAGGGAGCAUCAACUUAGAUUAAUGUGUGAAACCGUGAGAUAUGAAAGACAUGAAGCAAAUGAAGUUUUGUACUAUCCCGAUGAUAUUGGUACCUGUUGGUAUAUCCUUCUCUCUGGUUCGGUGUUCAUUAAGGAGUCCAUGUUUCUCCCGAGGAGCAGUUUUGGCAAGCGGUCUGCAGGAAGCUUUAGGCGUGGCUGUGAAUGCAUUGUUUUAGAACCUUCUGAAAUGAUUGUGGUGGACUAUAUGGAUGAAAAUGAAGAAUAUUUUCAGCGCCAAGCUUCUCAUCGACAGUCUAGAAGGAGAUUUAGAAAAAUUAAUCAGAAAGGUGAAAGACAAACAAUUAUUGACACUGUGGAUCCUUAUCCUGUUGGAAAGCCACCUUUACCUAGAGGGUAUCAUACGGAAUGCACUAAAUCUCAGCUUCCGGCAGAUUUCACAAAACUGCACCUUACUGACAGUCUCCACCCACAGGUGACCCACGUUUCCUCCAGUCAUUCAGGAUGUAGCAUCACCAGUGAUUCUGGAAGCAGCAGCCUCUCUGAUAUCUACCAGGCCACAGAAAGUGAGGCUGGUGAUAUGGACUUGAGUGGGCUGCCAGAAACUGCAGUGGAUUCAGAAGAUGAUGAUGAUGAAGAGGACAUCGAGAGGGCCUCAGAUCCUUUGAUGAGCAGGGAUAUUGUUAGAGAUUGUUUGGAGAAAGACCCCAUUGACAGGACGGAUGAUGAUAUUGAACAACUUCUUGAAUUUAUGCAUCAGUUGCCUGCUUUUGCUAACAUGACAAUGUCUGUUAGAAGAGAACUCUGUGCUGUGAUGGUAUUUGCAGUGGUGGAAAGAGCAGGAACCAUAGUGUUAAAUGAUGGAGAAGAGCUGGACUCCUGGUCAGUGAUCCUAAAUGGUUCAGUGGAAGUGACAUAUCCAGAUGGAAGAACAGAGAUUUUAUGUAUGGGGAACAGUUUUGGUGUCUCCCCUACUAUGGACAAGGAAUACAUGAAAGGAGUAAUGAGAACAAAAGUGGAUGACUGCCAGUUUGUCUGCAUAGCCCAGCAGGAUUAUUGCCGCAUUCUCAACCAGGUGGAAAAAAACAUGCAAAAAGUAGAAGAGGAAGGAGAGAUAGUUAUGGUGAAAGAACACCGAGAACUUGACCGUACUGGAACAAGAAAAGGUCACAUUGUCAUCAAGGGCACUUCAGAAAGAUUAACAAUGCACUUGGUUGAAGAACAUUCAGUGGUAGAUCCAACAUUUAUAGAGGAUUUCCUACUGACCUACAGGACCUUUCUAUCCAGCCCAAUGGAAGUGGGGAAAAAGUUAUUGGAGUGGUUCAAUGACCCUAGCCUCAGGGAUAAGGUUACACGGGUAGUGUUGUUGUGGGUGAAUAAUCACUUCAAUGACUUUGAAGGGGAUCCUGCCAUGACUCGAUUUCUAGAGGAAUUUGAAAACAAUUUGGAGAGAGAGAAAAUGGGUGGACAUCUGAGGCUAUUAAAUAUUGCAUGUGCAGCUAAAGCUAAGAGGAGAUUGAUGACACUCACGAAGCCUUCACGGGAAGCUCCUUUACCUUUCAUUUUGCUUGGAGGUUCUGAGAAGGGAUUUGGUAUCUUUGUGGAUAGUGUGGAUUCAGGUAGCAAAGCAACAGAAGCAGGCUUGAAGCGUGGGGACCAGAUUUUAGAGGUAAAUGGUCAAAAUUUUGAAAACAUUCAGCUUGCAAAAGCCAUGGAAAUUCUGAGAAAUAAUACACAUUUAUCUAUCACUGUGAAAACUAACCUAUUUGUGUUUAAAGAACUUUUAACGAGAUUAUCAGAGGAGAAAAGAAAUGGUGCCCCACAUCUCCCUAAGAUCGGAGACAUUAAAAAGGCUAGUCGCUACUCGAUCCCAGAUCUUGCGGUAGACGUGGAACAGGUGAUGGGACUUGAAAAAGUAAAUAAGAAAAGCAAAGCCAACACUGUUGGAGGAAGGAACAAGCUAAAAAAGAUACUUGACAAGACUCGCAUUAGUAUCUUGCCACAGAAACCAUAUAAUGAUAUUGGAAUUGGCCAGUCUCAAGACGACAGCAUUGUAGGAUUAAGGCAGACAAAGCACAUCCCAACGGCAUUACCUGUCAGUGGAACCUUAUCAUCUAGUAAUCCUGAUUUAUUACAGUCACAUCAUCGCAUUUUAGAUUUCAAUACUACUCCAGAUUUACCAGACCAAGUUUUAAGAGUUUUUAAGGCAGACCAGCAGAGCCGCUACAUCAUGAUCAGCAAGGACACAACAGCAAAAGAAGUGGUCAUUCAGGCCAUCAGGGAAUUCGCUGUGACUGCCACACCUGAUCAAUACUCUUUGUGUGAGGUCUCUGUUACUCCAGAGGGAGUAAUUAAACAAAGAAGACUGCCAGAUCAGCUUUCCAAACUGGCCGAUCGAAUACAACUGAGUGGAAGGUAUUAUCUGAAAAACAACAUGGAGACAGAAACACUUUGUUCAGAUGAAGACGCUCAAGAGUUGUUGCGAGAGAGUCAGAUUUCCCUCUUACAGCUCAGCACUGUUGAAGUUGCUACACAGCUUUCUAUGAGAAAUUUUGAACUUUUUCGUAACAUUGAACCCACAGAAUACAUUGAUGAUUUGUUUAAGCUCAAAUCAAAGACGAGCUGUGUAAACCUGAAAAAAUUUGAGGAAGUUAUUAACCAGGAAACAUUUUGGGUGGCAUCUGAAAUCCUGCGAGAGACUAACCAACUAAAGAGGAUGAAGACGAUUAAACAUUUCAUCAAGAUAGCAUUACACUGUAGGGAAUGCAAGAAUUUUAACUCAAUGUUUGCAAUCAUCAGUGGGCUGAACCUGGCACCAGUAGCAAGACUUCGGACUACUUGGGAAAAACUUCCUAGCAAAUAUGAAAAGUUAUUUCAGGAUCUCCAGGACCUAUUUGAUCCCUCUAGAAACAUGGCAAAAUAUCGCAAUGUCCUAAACAGCCAAAACCUGCAGCCUCCCAUAAUCCCUCUAUUCCCUGUAAUCAAGAAAGAUCUCACAUUCCUUCAUGAAGGAAAUGAUUCAAAAGUGGAUGGCUUAGUUAAUUUUGAAAAGCUGAGAAUGAUUGCAAAAGAAAUUCGCCACGUUGGUCGAAUGGCUUCAGUUAACAUGGAUCCAGCUCUAAUGUUUAGAACUAGAUCUCUCAGUCAAGGUAGUACAAAUGCAGCAGUUCUCGAUGUUGCACAGACUGGCGGACACAAAAAGCGUGUACGCCGAAGUUCCUUCCUCAAUGCCAAAAAACUCUACGAGGAUGCCCAAAUGGCUCGCAAGGUGAAACAGUACCUGUCCAACUUGGAUCUAGAAAUGGAUGAGGAGAGUCUUCAGACAUUGUCAUUGCAGUGUGAGCCAGCAACCAAUACCUUGCCUAAGAAUCCUGGAGACAAAAAGUCUGGCAAACCUGACACAUCGCCAGUGGCUUCAAGGGCAGGAACACAGCAGAAGGUACAAGCACAGCCACCAGUACAGCAGCAGCCGCCGCCGCCGCCACAUAAAAUAAACCCAGGACUGCAGGUUCCUGCUGUUUCUCUCUAUCCAUCACGAAAAAAAGUACCUGUAAAGGACCUCCCCCCAUUUGGUAUCAACUCUCCACAAGCUUUAAAGAAAAUUCUUUCUUUAUCAGAAGAAGGAAGUUUGGAACGUCACAAGAAACAAGCAGAUGAUACGAUAUCAAAUGCAUCUUCACAACUCUCUUCUCCUCCAACAUCUCCACAAAGCUCUCCGAGGAAAGGUGGCAGUGGCAAUCAGCUGAGAUCUUAUGGCUCCAGACAGUCGGACCUAACCAGUUCCUCCUCUUCUCUUGGAAGUGAGAACAGUAACAAGAAUAACAAUGCACCACGGACCUAUGGGAUAGGUUAUACUUUGGCUCCAAGUGGCACUGUGGAUAAUUUUUCAGAUUCUGGUCACAGUGAAAUCUCUUCCCGAUCUAGUAUUGUCAGCAAUUCUUCCUUUGACUCAAUGCCAGUGUCACUGCAUGAUGAGAGGAGACAGCGGCAUUCUGUUAGCAUUGUGGAAACUAAUCUAGGUAUGGGCAGAAUGGAGAGGCGAACUCUGCUUGAUCCAGAUCAAUAUAGCUUAGGGUCCUAUGCACCAGUGUCAGAGACUCGAGGUUUAUAUGCUGGGGCUACAGUGAUUUCUUCCCCAAGUACUGAAGAACUUUCACAGGACCAGGGGGACAGAGCUUCACUGGAUGCAGCAGACAGUGGCCGUGGAAGCUGGACUUCUUGCUCAAGUGGUUCCCAUGAUAAUAUACAAACUAUACCGCACCAGAGAAGCUGGGAGACGCUUCCUUUUGGGCAUGCUCAUUUUGAUAAUGCAGGGGAUGGUGCAGCCUUGUGGGCCUCCAGCAGCCCUAUGGACCCAGUCAUGUUUCCUGAUCAUAGCACAAAGUACAACAGACAGAAUCAAAGUCGAGAGAGUCUUGACCAAGCCCAGUCAAGGGCAAGCUGGGCAUCCUCAACUGGAUACUGGGGAGAAGACUCGGAGGGUGACACAGGCACCAUCAAACGAAGGGGUGGGAAAGAUGUUUCUAUUGAAGCGGAGACAAGUAGCAUAACAUCUGUCACUACAGAAGAGACAAAACCUGUUCCUAUGCCUGCUCACAUAUCUGUGACAUCAAGUACUGCUGCAAAGGGUCUUAUUGCACGAAAGGAAGGCAGGUAUCGAGAGCCACCACCGACCCCUCCAGGCUAUGUAGGAAUCCCCAUCACUGAUUUCCCAGAAGGACAUUCACAUCCAGCCAGCAGGAAACCUCCAGACUACAAUGUCGCACUCCAGAGGUCUCGAAUGGUGGCCCGGACGUGUGAUACACCUGGGCCCUCCACAUUACAGCAACCGCACAGUCAUCCAACAAACCGGCCUGUGAACAAACCUCAGUGGCAUAAACCAAAUGAGUCAGACCCACGCCUGGCUUCCUAUCAGCCUCAAGGGUUUUCCACAGAGGAGGAUGAAGAUGAGCAAGUCUCUGCUGUCUGAGAAUUGGGGCUUUCCUGGAUCCAGAGUGAGCCACCUAAAAAAGGAGAGCACAAGAAGAUGUCCCUAGUGUAGGAGCCUUGGAACUCCAAUCCAAAGGAUGGUGGACCGAUUUGCCUCCUUCCCUGCCUUAAAGCAGCAUGGGGCUUCUUCUCUCCCUUCUUCCCCAUCCCUCUUGCAUGUGAAAUACUGUGAAGAAAUUGCCCUGGCACUUUUCAAACUGUGUUGCUUCAAAUGCCCAGUGCAGCCUUCUCCAAGCCUCCCACCAUCACUGUCUACCACCUCAUGCGAUACCAUUCCAAAUUCCAAGAUCUUCACGGAAUCCAGGUGAUUCACUCGGGCUGCACUUCUUGAUGCCCAGAAGGGGUGUUUUGUUUUGUUUUGUUUUUAAACCUUCCUUUGAGAUUUUAAUCAAAAUCCUAGCACUUGGUCUCAUUGGGGGUAAUGAGAUAAGCCAGCCAUUGAAACGAUUUGGGGCCUUUAACCUACCAAGGAAGAAAAGCAAAAACAUGAUGAAAUACUCUUAAGUUCAGUGCUCGUUUGCUUGUUUACAAUGCCUAUUUUUGUUAUGGUUUCUAAACAUUGUGUUGCGAGAGUAAAUGUUAUUACAUAUGUGUAAGAAUUACAGUAUUAUUUUGUACCUUUUUAAAGUAGAGUUGCCAGCCUGGGUUUUCUAAAACCAAAUAAACCAGACAUGGUGUAGCUAUACAGAGAAGCAUAGGAGACCCAGCUAGGAGAUGCUGUCUCUCUUUGCCCUGGUAACCUGCCCCAGGAAAUGCCCCAUCCUGGACGCAUGAAAUUUUAGCCAGUCAUUAAAUUACCAAGAUUCCUCCCCACCCCUCACUCUCUUCCCCCAUGGGCAGGGCCUUUAUGCAGUAAGCAUUUGCACGUAUCCAGUAGAGGGAAAUAGGACUUUCUGUGUCCUGUGUCUGAGCCUUGUGGAGCCCAGGAGAACUUUCCUUUACAAGGAAGAUCCUGCUUCAGGAAGAUGGAUGGCAACCCCACCUUUUAAGUUAUAUUUCUUUGACCUUUUUGUUGUUGUUGUUGUUGUUGUUGUUUUUGUUAAUUUAGAGAUUUAGUUAUUUUCAGAAAAAAGUGAUAACUGGAUAAUGUUGCAGUAAAAGCAGCUUGGGAUGUCAUGGCUUGAUGCCAGCUGUUUGAACUGCUUUCUGAGUCAGUCUCCCUCUUUUGGCUUGGUAUUAAGGAAUCAACAAGCCUAUUAAGUGAUCAAAGAUAAACAACCUGGUUAGAUAUGCCUGCCUUUGCAAUACAGACUCCUCACUGAAAGAUGAGACUGUUCAGUGGCUUUAGAAACACUGCAUGUGUAGAGAAAGGCCUCCGUGUAGCAACCACCUGCUCACAGCUGCUAUUAACCCCAUGACUGAAAUGACCCCUCCACUCUAUUUUUGUGUUGUUUUUGCACAGACUCCGGAAAAAAGUGAAGGCUGCCAAUCCGAGUAGUACUCAAAUGUGAGGAACUGCUGGUCUUGGAUUUUUUUUUUCCAUUAAACUCAGCUGAUCAUAUUGAUCAGUAGAUAAAACGUAAAUAGCUUCAACUUUUAAAGUCAAAUUGCAGUGAUUUUUCACUGUAUGAAACAAUGUCAGUGCUUUAUUUAAUAAUCCUCUCCUGUAAUCAUGGCUUUUGUCUACUUGCUUAUAUAUCAUAUUGUCAAUUAUGCAUUUGUAAUUUUACAUAUAAUAUGCAUUCUUUGCCGGUUUUAUUAUAUAGGCUAUGGACCUCAUGUGCAUAUAGGAAGACAGAAAUCUAGCUCUAUCACAAGUUGCACAGAUGUUAUAUAAGCAUUAAGUAAUUGUAGAACCUAGGACGGCUAAAUUCAAGUUCACUCUGUGAUGUCCAGUGCAGAAUGUACAAUUAAUUAACUGGUGAUUUCCUCAUACUUUUGAUACUACUUGUACCUGUAUGUCUUUUAGAAAGACAUUGGUGGAGUCUGUAUCCCUUUUGUAUUUUUAAUACAAUAAUUGUACAUAUUGGUUAUAUUUUUGUUGAAAAUGGUAGAAAUGUACUAUGUUUAUGCUUCUACAUCCAGUUUGUACAAAGCUGGAAAAUAAAUAAAUAUAACAGAAGGCAUUGUCUCUA